Messenger RNA from Phodopus roborovskii (desert hamster), 2751 nucleotides. It is a transcript of the gene Sema4f, whose product is annotated as ssemaphorin 4F. Gene Ontology annotation, biological process: negative regulation of axon extension involved in axon guidance; negative chemotaxis; positive regulation of cell migration. Bases 111 to 2441 code for a protein of 776 amino acids. Gene Ontology annotation, molecular function: semaphorin receptor binding; chemorepellent activity. Lineage: Eukaryota; Metazoa; Chordata; Mammalia; Rodentia; Cricetidae. The transcript has 14 exons. The record is from RefSeq and is a predicted model, not a curated record.
UGCAGGCCGAGCUCAGCCGAGGGGACCCGAGAGGGGCCGAGGCCCGAGCUGUAGCGGUACUGAUCAGAGGCGUACAGACGCGCCCCACCCGGUAUCAGGCGGAGCCAGAGAUGCUGGCCAGGGCCGAGCGGCCCCGCCCGGGCCCCCGGCCGCCUCCGGUCUCGCCCUUCCCUCCGCCACCGUCUCUACUGCUGCUGCUGGCGAUGCUGAGCGCCCCGGUGUGCGGCCGCGUGCCCCGCUCCGUGCCCAGAACGUCGCUGCCCAUCUCUGAGGCUGACUCCUACGUCACCCGGUUUGCUGCCCCUCACACAUACAACUAUUCUGUUCUCCUCGUGGACCCUGCUUCUCACACACUUUACGUCGGUGCUCGGGACAGCAUCUUCGCUUUAACCCUGCCCUUCUCAGGGGAAAGACCUCGCAGGAUUGACUGGACGGUGCCCGAGGCUCACAGACAGAACUGCAGGAAGAAAGGCAAGAAAGAGGACGAAUGCCACAAUUUUAUCCAGAUCCUCGCCAUCGCCAAUGCCUCUCACCUCUUCACUUGUGGCACCUUCGCUUUCGACCCGAAGUGCGGGGUUAUUGAUGUGUCCAGUUUCCAGCAGGUUGAAAGACUUGAGAGUGGCCGGGGGAAAUGUCCUUUUGAGCCAGCUCAACGGUCAGCAGCUGUAAUGGCUGGGGGCGUCCUCUACACCGCCACUGUGAAAAACUUCCUGGGGACGGAACCGAUUAUCUCCCGAGCUGUGGGUCGCGCUGAGGACUGGAUUCGAACAGAGACCUUGUCAUCCUGGCUUAAUGCCCCAGCCUUUGUCUCGGCGAUGGUCCUGACCCCGGCUGAGUGGGGCGAUGAAGAGGGAGAUGACGAAAUCUUCUUCUUCUUCACGGAGACCUCCCGAGUGUUGAACUCAUAUGAGCGCAUCAAGGUCCCACGGGUGGCCCGAGUGUGUGCGGGGGACCUUGGGGGCCGGAAGACCCUUCAACAGAGAUGGACAACAUUUCUAAAGGCUGACCUGCUGUGUCCAGGGCCUGAGCGUGGGCAGGCCUCUGGGGUCCUGCAGGACAUGACCGAGCUUCGACCUCAGCUUAGAGCGGGCACGCCUGUCUUUUAUGGCAUCUUUUCCUCUCAGUGGGAAGGAGCUGCCAUCUGUGCUGUGUGCGCCUUCCGACCCCAGGACAUCCGGGCCGUGCUGAAUGGUCCCUUCAGAGACCUGAAGCAUGACUGCAACAGGGGACUGCCUGUCAUGGACAACGAGGUGCCCCAGCCCAGACCUGGAGAGUGUAUCACCAACAACAUGAAGCUCCAGCAGUUUGGAUCCUCACUCGCCCUGCCUGACCGCGUCCUCACCUUCAUCCGAGACCACCCGCUCAUGGACAGGCCCGUGUUCCCAGCCGAUGGCCGCCCCCUGCUGGUCACCACAGACACAGCGUAUCUCAGAGUUGUGGCCCACAGGGUGACCAGCCUCUCAGGGAAAGAAUAUGAUGUGCUCUACCUGGGGACAGAGGAUGGACACAUCCACCGGGCCGUGCGCAUCGGAGCUCAGCUCAGCAUCCUGGAAGAUCUGGCCUUGUUCCCAGAGCCACAGCCGGUUGAGAGCAUGAAACUGUACCAUGGUUGGCUCCUGGUGGGCUCCCAUACCGAGGUGACACAAGUAAACACCAGUGACUGUGGACGUCUCCAGAGCUGCUCCGAGUGCAUCCUGGCCCGGGACCCUGUGUGCGCCUGGAGCUUCCGGCUUGAUGCUUGUGUGGCCCAUGCAGGGGAGCGCCGUGGGAUGGUCCAAGACAUAGAGUCAGCGGAUGUCUCCUCUUUGUGUCCGAAAGAGCCCGGAGAACGCCCGGUAGUGUUUGAAGUUCCAGUGACUACCAAGGGCCAUGUGGUCCUGCCAUGUUCCCCCAGCUCCGCGUGGGCAUCCUGUGUAUGGCAUCAGCCCAGCGGAGUGACUGCACUCGCCCCCCGAAGAGAUGGGCUAGAGGUGGUGGUGACCCCUGGGGCCAUGGGUGCCUAUGCUUGCGAAUGUCAGGAGGGCGGAGCAGCCCGUGUGGUGGCUGCUUACAGCUUGGUGUGGGGCAGCCAGCAGGGGCCCUCAAACCGGGUCCAUGCUGUGGUGGGGGCUGGGCUGGUUGGCUUUUUCCUGGGGGUUCUGGCAGCAUCCCUUACUCUCCUCCUGAUUGGUCGCCGUCAGCAGCGUCGGCGGCAGAGGGAGCUUCUGGCUAGAGACAAGGUGGGCUUAGACCUGGGGGCUCCACCUUCUGGGACCACAAGCUAUAGCCAGGACCCGCCCUCCCCUUCUCCUGAAGACGAGCGGCUGCCCCUGGCCCUGGCCAAGAGGGGCAGUGGUUUUGGUGGUUUCCCCCCGCCCUUCCUGCUAGACUCCUGCUCAAGCCCAGCCCACAUCCGGCUCACUGGGGCUCCUCUGGCCACCUGUGAUGAGACGUCCAUCUAGAGUCAGGAAAAUGACUGCCAGCCCAUGAGCAGUUCCUGCAACUAGCAACUGCCAAGACCAGGGUUACUGGGCCUGGGAGAUGACCACGGCUGCUCCGUUCUCUUGGAGUCUGUGUGAUCACCUGGAGGUCAGUGUCUGCCCUCAGGACCUGGAUAAGCCGAGGGCCGGACCUUUGCCCGAUUCCUGCGAGAGGUCAAUCCCUGUGACCCUUCUGCCGUGGCCCUCGAGAUCUUGGGUCCUUUAGUUGUGGGAAGGAGCAAGGGCAUAGCUCUGACUUGCUUUGUGGCGGGCCCUGGACAGAAGGGAGCAC